AUGGGCACGGUAGAAGCAUUGGAGAAAGCGAUCGGCAAGAAGACCGCCCGAGAAGGUUUGGAGUUUAGGAACGCCUUGAAGCUGGCGAGAGACAACAAUCUGACGCUCGUCUAUGACGAGGCUCACACCCUCUUCUCUUCACCAGAGCUAUGCUCAGCGCUCUUCAAGAGCAGUACAGCCUAUCAACCAAAGAUCCUGCUAUUCUCAGCUUCAGGGGAUGCUUCCACUGCAUCAACCCUGAUUGUGCCCACACCGGGUGAAAUUACCCAGAAAUACAUGUGGACACCUCCCUUGAACUCCACGUCAGAGCUUCAGGAGCAGCUGAAGGAAGCCGGUGUUAGGCUGGACCAGAAGAGCAUCAAGUUCUUUAUACAAUUUUGCGGUGGACAUCGUGGCAUCUUCAUUGCAGCAAUGCGCUGGGUGCAGAGCAAGCAGAGAAGUGGGAUUUCCCGCUGGGCUUUCCCGCAGACAGUGGGUUUUGUGCGGAAUAGCUACGAUGGAGGAGAUUGGGAUUGCGCAAAAACUGAGAUUUUGGGGUACCUGCGCCAGAGCCGUGCAGUGAGGGUCAAUGGUUUGUACAAAGACGUGAGCAACGUGCCGAGAGAGUUUGCAGAGCUUUUGUGCAAAGCCUCAACAACAUUGCCACAGCAUGUCCGGAGAGACCUUACCAUCCACGGCUUCGUGGUUCCCAAAUACAGUGGUACGGAGAGAGAGUUCCAACAGUUGGAUUGGAUGACUGAGGGCACAGAAUACCGAGCGGCAAAUCCUUUGCUUGCCUCGUAUUACUUCCACAAUCUGAAGAAGAGGCAGAAUUUACAAGUUCACUUUGAGCCCGGAAAACCCCAACACUGUGCAGACCUAUUGAUGCGAGCAUUGCCCUACCUGCUCUUCUCCCGGGUUGUGCGCUUCGAAGCAAACACUUCUGAGUUGGCGAAGGACGGUCUUCCGAGUGAGGAGCAGUACAACCAGGCGAUCUGCAUGGUUUUGAAAGAUAUGAUGUACCAGCCUGUUUCCACAAAGCAAUCUCGACAGGGUGUGGGAAAUCCAGACAUUGCACUGGAAAAUGGUGGGGAAAGGUUCGUUCUGGACGGCGUGAAAUUCGGAGGACAAAUCAACAGUCACCUUCAGCGCUUCAAUAGCAUGACGAACUACAAGAACGCCAAACACAAGGGACUCUACAUCAUCGGCAAUGACAAUAAGAAGAUGAGUGACACGGUGAACAAGACUCAAGCGGUUGAUGUGCAAGUCAUAGGCUUAGUCCCUAACAUAGCUCACACAGCCUACACCGUCCACGUGAAGAGCAAGGGCAUGAUCAUCAACACCUUCAAUGUGGAAUGCGACCUCGUGGCAAGGAGGUUGGUGCUCAAGGACGACGGCAAGCCUGAGCUCUACAGUGUCCAAUCGCUGAAGAGUGUCAAUCUACCUCCAACAGCUCAGACCAGUCUUGUGUGA
This is a messenger RNA of Durusdinium trenchii, 1452 nucleotides long. The record is from the annotation of a GenBank genome assembly. NCBI's taxonomy places the organism in Eukaryota, Dinophyceae, Suessiales, Symbiodiniaceae.